AUAAACGAGUUGUGAGAUCGUAGGCUGGGUGGCUGCAUCGUUCAAUAUUCGAAUGAACAUUGGAUGUAAAAAAACAUGGCAAAUAAUUACAGUGACACUCGGCCAAGUCAGUAUGGCAUGGACAAGAUGAAGGAAAUGGAGGAGGAAAUGAGCAGGUUUGAAGAGGAAAUCCUUGGACGCAAUGCCCAAGGUGAUGCAGAUGCCAUUAACCAACUGCAAGGUGGUGGUGGUGGCAGCAACAGCACCAAACCUUUUCAAUUUCCUUUCGCACCAAGUAGUCAUAAUGGUGCGGCAAACUCAUCUGCCCCUCAGGCUAAGUUCCCUGGGGAUGAAUCCAUGAAUUACAGAGUAACUGGGCCAGCAGGCUUCCCACCACAGCCACCAAUGGUGCAAGGAUCUGGGCAUCCCAGACAAGGAGCUCCAGGCCCACCUGCUAUGCAGCCACCUGGAAUGAGAAUGGGUGGACCGCCAGGAGUUCGUAUAGGAGGACCGCCAGGAGUUCGUAUGGGAGGACCGCCAGGAGUUCGUAUGGGAGGACCACCAGGAAUUCGCAUGGGAGGACCUCCUGGAAUCCCUGGGCCUAGGCAGAUGAAACCCAGCUUCAUCCCACAUCAGUUGCAACAGGGUUCACACCCAGGUAUGUCUCGACCGAUGCGUGCACCACCCAUGCCUCCUCUUGGGGUGAUGAUGGACAAACGAAGUGGUAUGAUGCCCAUGCCAAUGAUGUCUAUGAAGCCCAUGAAACCAAAAACAAUAUCAGCUGCACCCACAAUAUAUGCGGCCAAACCAGUAAAGUUCACUAAUACCGAGGAAAAGGUGGAAGAGAAGGAGAAAGCGGUGGAAACUUCAGCUACUGCUGAAAUAAAUAAAGCUGUACCACAAAAACCCAUACAAAGUCAUACACCAGUCAUUGACCCUAUGAUGUAUCAACCACACGCGAUAAUGCAGCAUCAGCAUCAGCAGCAUCAUCAACAAAAUUCUGCAAUGGCAGGCCAAGAAGCUGUGCCUGUACCAAAAAAGACUAAGAAGAAGAAGGUACUCCGUACAGCAGCUGGCCAGACCUGGGAGGAUGACAGUUUACAAGAGUGGAACCAAAAUGACUUCAGAAUUUUCUGUGGUGACUUAGGAAAUGAGGUGAAUGAUGACACCUUGACGAAGGCUUUCAAUCGAUAUCCAUCUUUUUUGAAGGCAAAGGUUGUGCGUGAUAAGAGGAAUGGUAAAUCUAAAGGCUAUGGGUUUGUGAGUUUCAAGGACCCCAAUGAUUUUGUUCAAGCAAUGAGAGAGAUGAAUGGGAAGUAUGUUGGUAAUCGACCAAUCAAACUAAGGAAGAGCAUGUGGAAAGAACGAAAUAUAGAAACUGCUAAGAAGAAAACAAGAGAAAAACAGCGGUUGGGUCUGAGGUGACCUCUGAGUGUAUUAACUAACAUUUAGUAUCUCAUUUGAUGCCUUUAGACAUGUCCUACUAAAGUUUUAAUUUGCUUUCUUGAAGAAGUUUUUUGUUUAGUAGGUCUACGCAUUUGUUGUAAGUGAAAGAAUUGCUACAUCAUCAAAGUAACAAACACGCGUGUUUGGAAGCACAAAUGUAAUUUUCAUUCUAGCGCAAUUGCAAAUCGCACUUCCAUUGCGAUUCUCACAAGAUGUAAAAAGUGUUCCAAUGCUCAGUCAACCCAGCGGCCCAAGUUUCCAGGAAAUCUUGCGAGCGUUUCUAUGGCCAUCAUAGUCAUUUACCAUACAGUAUGUACAGUAUGAGAUAGUCAUGAUGUGCCUAUAAAGUACCACAGUCGUGUCGUCAGGACGCCAGGUGGCGCGCUCUGUUGUCAACACGUUAGUUACCGUUCAUUACUCCUGAAUGACUUCAUAAGCUUUCUGGAAUAGGCAUUUUAAAAUCUAAUAUUUUACCAUCAAAAUGUACUAAAAACACAAAAGCUCGCAUUAUAUUAGUUAUCAACCACACAUUUAAUCAUCAAUUAAAAUUUACAAAGAAAAAUUAAGAUACAUCUUAAUAAAUGGUUUGUCAGUGAAGAAAAUGGCAUCCGGUUGAAUUCUUUUUGCAACAAUAGCAACGGAGUAGUAUCACGUGGUAUAUAUGGUCAUUAUGUGAUGGCAUAAUGACUAUCAUGUCACAUGUUUCAUGGGUAUCAUUAUACACAGAAAUAUACACCAAGUAAACAUAUGUUGAGAAAGCUAAUUAAAAACCAGAUUUCUAGAAGUGGCUUCUUCCACCUCAACUUGCCAAAUCAUAUUUUUACAUGAUUCAUGUUGAUCACAAGUGUACUGGAUUGGAGUGUUGUCGCUGUUCCACUCACUUCAAAUUCUAAGAGGGAGUUGAGACAGGGAGUCUACUAAUUUCAUGUGAGAGUAUGGAUAUGCAUAUGAUAGUAUAAAUAUUCAUUAGUGUUUAUGGAUGAACUUUUUGGAAUAGUAUUCCAUAUAGUUUUGUGCAUAGCUAAUAGAAACAUGUGUAUCUCUAUAAUAAUGUCAUAACCUAAAAUAACAGACUUAAAUGGAAGGAUUGUAAAUAGUGUAAUUACACACUUGUUAUUAAAGUAAAUAAAAAAAAAAGAUGAAAACAUUAAUAUUA
Molecule: messenger RNA, 2581 nt
Organism: Anneissia japonica
Lineage: Eukaryota; Metazoa; Echinodermata; Crinoidea; Comatulida; Comatulidae
Product: RNA-binding protein 42-like
Exons: 7
Coding region: 76-1404 (442 amino acids)
Molecular function (GO): mRNA binding
Source: RefSeq, a predicted model, not a curated record